Molecule: messenger RNA, 4686 nt
Organism: Closterium sp. NIES-65
Lineage: Eukaryota; Viridiplantae; Streptophyta; Zygnematophyceae; Desmidiales; Closteriaceae
Source: the annotation of a GenBank genome assembly
AUGAAAGGCGUGAAGCGCGCCGAUUCCGUGAAGCCCCAGAAGAUCGACGGCUGGUUCGCCAUCCACGAUGGCUACAGUGGCGCGGCUUCGGCGCUUAAGGCGGCUGACGUAAUCUUCUAUGGCGACUCGCUCAUAGAGGGAUGGAGCGAGAAGUUUCUGGGAAGGCAGCUGGGACUCUACGCUGGUGUCAGCGCCGUGUUUGAUGCUCUCAAGGCGUCUCUCGGUGCGGGGAAGGAGGUGCGGGCGUUUGGGAUUGCAGGCGACACAACGGAUGACCUUAUAUGGAGGUUGGAGAACGGCGAGCGCCCAGCCUCGCUCACCCUCACUCUAGCAGUGGUCUGCGUUGGCAUUAACGACGUUUUUGAGUCUGUUACUAACGGUGGCGUGGACGCGCAGGCGAUCGCUAGUAAGGUUGGCGAUGUGGUAACCGCAAUUCGCGCGUCACAACCCACCACGAAAGUGCUCGUCCUUGGCCUGCUACCCGAGGGGUACCUCUCCAAGUCAACGCAACCAGACCCGCAGCCAGGGCAAGUCAACGCUGUUCUAGCACAGUCAAUUCCAGAUGACACGAGCACCUACUUUUUGGACUGUAAGGAUGCGUUCCUUAACGAGGAUGGCCUUCUGCUUGAAGACCACUAUGUCAGCGACUCCUUCCAGCGCCUGCACCUGUCAGCAGCAGGCUACGGCGCAUGGGCCAGAUGCAUCGCCCCGCAGGCCCAGGCCAUGCUCGGGGAGAAGCCUGUAGGUCUGCCUGUGGCAUCAUCUCCCGACCAGGGUGGUGGCAGCAGCCUCAACGGCCCUUCUGGUGAAUCUCCUCCUUCGCUCCCCUCCUCUUCUCCCUCCUCACCCUCCUCUCCUUCAUCCCCUUCAUCUCCUUCCUCUCCCUCACCUUCUGACUCCUCUCCACCCUCUGCAUCAUCGCCUCCCUCAUCCCCCUCACCUUCUUCUCCCUCCACUUCUCCUUCCUCUCCCUCCACUGCGCCCUCAUCUCCCUCCACUUCUCCUCCCACCACCAAUACCUCCUCCCCUGACCCUGCUUCCCCCCCCAAAUCUCCUGACUCGGACAAGAAACCACCCACAACAACCGAUCCCCUCCCCACACCCCCAUCCCCCUCCACCAAUCCCCCUGAUCCCUCCAACUCAACUACCCCUAAAGAACCUUCCUCCCCUUCACCUCCUCCCAAAGAACCUUCCAAAGAACCUUCCAAAGGACCUUCCAAAGUGCCUUCCUCUCCUGCUCUCACCCCCCAAAAUAGCUCCUACCCGACUCUCCCAGGAGAAAUACCCGCCACCCUCACGCCCAUUCCUUCCUCCUCCUCUCCAACCCCCCCCACCUCCACCUCCGCUCCGAUACCCCCCACCUCUGCUCCAACCCCCCCCACCUCCGUUCCAACCCCCUCCACCUCUGCUCCUCAAACCCCUGUUUUGGAAACAAACAAUACCAUGUCUCCUAAAAAAGAAUCAUCAACAGGGGGUGCUGAUGGUGCUGGCUCUGACGCGUUUGGCCGCUUCGGCCAGGUGGAAGGCCUCGCGAUUCUCUACCAGAGGGAGUUUGCUUACGUGGACAUGGCCACGUCAGCACAGGCCAGCGAGGCGAGGCGGGUGCUGGCGGGGAAGCCGCUGCGUCCGGGCCUGCUGCCGCUGAAAGUAGAAUUCGCUUAUGCCAAGGGGUCAACGGCGGGCGGAGGGGCACCACAACCGCCGCCAGCCAGCCAACCGAAGGAGAAGGAGCGGGAGCGGCCGAGGGGGCCGGGGGUGCGGAGGGUGGUGUGGGUGGGGUGGGGGCCGGCGCACGUGGUCCCUGAGGAGAUCGACGCGGAGUUCCGGCGCUUCGGCCCCAUCGAGGACCUGCGCUUCCACCCCGACCGCGCCUGUGCGUUUGUCGACUACCGCUUUGAGGACGACGCCCAGGCCGCCGUGGCAUCCAUCAACAACGUCCGCACGCGCGACGGAGGGGUGUUUCGCGUGGAGUUUGCGAAAUCGGGCCCUCAUGCCGGGGGAGGAGGGGGUGGUGGCGGUGGCGGCGGCGGUGGUGGUGGUGGUAGAGGUGGUGGUGGUGGUGGUGGGGGGAGUGGGGACGGGUCUCCAAGCGAGAUUCUCUGGGUGGGGUUUCCGAGCACGCUCACAGUCACAGAGGAGCGGCUUCACGCGGCCUUCUCCCAGCAUGGGCAGAUUCGGCGCAUCAAGACGUUCCCGGGGCGCACGUACGCGUUUGUGGAGAUGGGCACGUGCGAGCAGGCGACCAAUGCGAUCCGCGCAUUGGACCACGUUCUGUUUAACGAUGAGCGCGUGCACAUCCGGUACUCGAAAAGCGAGUUCGCGUUCAUGCAUGCCGCAGACCCGCCCUUCUCCUCCCCUGCUGCUGCCGCUGCAGCAGGAGUUGCAGGUGGGGAGGCGGUUGGUGAGAGGGGCAGGCAGGGAGGCGGGCCGGGCGGGCCCGGCGGUGGGGGGGUGUCUGGUGGUCCGUACGAGGUGGACAGGGGCCGCAGAAGCAGCGGCUGGGAUGUUGUCGUGCCUCCAGCUGCCUCUCCUGCUGUUUCUGUUGGUUCCGCUGCCACCAGACCUCCCAUCCCGGGCCGUCCGGGCUUGCCUGGUCUGGCCCCCGGCUCCGUAGCUCCUCCCGGACCUGGAGGACUGGCUCGGGCGGUUGGGGCUGCGGGUGGUCCGGGAUCGCAUUGGAAGGGGACGUUGGCCAAGGGGGGGAUUCUCGUGUGCCAUGCGCGGGCGAUCCCCAUCGGUCCCGGCAUCUCUGCACCCAUGCCUGAUGUGCUGAACUGCUCGGCGCGCACAGAAUUGGACACUCUAGCAAAGCACGUGCGCGCAGCAGCGGAUUUCGGAGUGGUGGCCAUCAUCCCCGAGGCACAGCCGGACGUCCCUCCUUACCACGACCUCGUGCAGUACCUGGGGGAGAAGCGCCGCGCGGGGGUAGCCAAGCUGCCUGACGGCUCUACGCUCUUCCUCGUCCCGCCCUCCGACUUUGCCGUUUCUGUUCUCCAAGUGCCCAGAAACGACUCCCUCUUUGGCGUUUACCUCACCGUCGCUGCUCCUGCCGCUCCUGCUGCUCCUCCUCCCGCUCUUCCCGGUACUUCUGCUGUUCCCGGUGUUCUCGCUCCGCCUGCGCUUUCCUCCGGUCCUGCUCUGCCGGCAGGCGCUGCUGCUGCAUCUGCAGCUGCUGGGAUGUUGCCAGCUGGGAUGUUGCAAGGUGCCCCACCAGGGCUGGUUUCUCCCGGUCCUCUUCCUCAGAUGCCCCCGCUUCCUCUCCCGCACGCAGGGCUGAUGCCCCAAGGGCAACCGGGGAGACCUCCUUUGCCUCCCAAUCAACAGAUACAGGGUCAGCAGCAGCAGCAGCUGCAAGCUGGAGCCUCGUCGUUUAGGUGGCAGCAGCAGCAGCAGCAGCAGCAGGGAGGGGGAGUAGGCGUGUCCACCCAGCCUCUUUCCCCUCCCCAGAGACCUUUGCAAGCACCAAUGCACCCAUCCGCGGUUCCUAUGCCUCGUGCCCCUGGCGCUGGUCCUGGGUUACCGCCUGGUUACCAGCCUCCCUCCUUCACACCUCCGGCCCCUCCCAAUGCCCGUGCUUCUACCUCCCCCAUCCCACCUGCGGCUCUUCAGCUGAUCCGCCCCCCUGUGGGAGUUGGAAGCACUGAGGAAGCAGCAGCAGGGGCAGGGGCAGGGGCAGGGGCAGGGCAGGGUGCGACAGGAGCAGGCUUUUCUGGGGCGGGUUUACCUGCUGGGAUCACCCCAGAGCUCCUGGCGUCUCUGUCGUCUCUUCUUCCCAAGCUGAACGUUCCGGCUGCCACUGGCAGCACUGCUGCCGCUCCUGGAAAUGCCUCUGCUCCUGCCACUGCACCUGGUCCCGGCAUGGGUAUGGGUGUUCCCCCCACUGGCGCAGGCAUGGGUGGGAUGAAAAGGGAUUUCUCAGCAACGCCCCCGCUCCCCCCUGCUCCUCCAACCGCGGGGCAGUUUAACCAGAGGCCUCCCGGCCCUCCUCUUCCACCCCUCCCUCCCCAGCAGCAGCAGCAGCGGCAGCAGCAGGUGGUGUCAACCCCUCAGUUCACCCCAGAGCAGCUGGCUCAGCUAAGUGCCGUUUCAGGUGCGCCCUCAGGGGUCCCUCUAACCCCAUGUGCUCCUUCUGCACCCUUUCCUGGUGCCGGUUUCGCUGGGCCUGCACCCAGAGGGCCCUUUCAAGGACCGCCACUGCCCCCGCCACAACAGCAGCCACAGCAGCAGUGGCGGCAGCAGCAGCAGCAGAUGCAGCAGCAACCACAGCAGCAGCAGCAGCAGCAGCAGCAGCAGGUGCAAGGACAGGUGGAUGGUUCUGGCUAUGGUGGUGGCAUGAGGGGCCAGGGGUUUGGUGAUCGCAGCAGCAUGAGUGGGGGCGGUGGUCCUCCUGGUGGUGCUGCUGCUUGGGGUGGCAUGACCUCCGCUGGAACUGGUUCUGGUGCUGGUGGUGGUGGUGGUGGUCCUUCAGGUUUUGGUAGUGGUGGUGGUGGCGCUGCUGGUGGUGCUGGUGGUGUUGCGGCCUCGUUUUCCCCUCAAUGGGGUCAGCAGGGGCCUUCUGCACCUUUACCUCCUCAGCAACCUCUCUACCAGCAGCAGCAGGCAGCUGGUGGUUACGGACCAGUGCGCCUCGCUUCUCUUGCACAUGCAGACCCCUGCUUAUGUGCAGAGUGGCGGGGAGUGAUGUGA